CACAAUGAAGGCCUUCACUCCCAUCGUCGUCGCUGCUCUCUUCGCAGCCGCCAACGCUGCCACUGUCAAGCUCGAGACUACCAAGUGCGGUGAUAUCAAGACUGAGUCCUUCGACGUAACCCUCGACACUGUAGUCGCCAAAGAGCUCAAAUCCGUUUGCGGUCUUCAAAUCGUCUCCGCCGAAGGCGCCUACGACGCUACCAUCGAAUGCGAAGCCUUCAAAGACGCCGCGGGCAAAGAGUCCGGCUCCGCGAAAUUCAAAAAGGGCACUCCCGCCCUCAUCUCUACCAACCCCGUCCAGAUCAACUCCGUCCAAUGCAAAGUCUUUGGCUUCGCUGGAGCUUCAGGAACGGGCGCUGCUGGCCCUAGCUCUACCGGCGCUGCUGGGGCUCCUGGUUCCACGGGUACUCCUGGAUCCACCGGUGCUCCUGGACAGGGUGGAGCUGGAGGAAGCGGUACCAACGGUACCAACCCUGCGCCGGGUUCGCCUACACCCGCUGCUAACCCCAACGGCGCCGAGAAGCUUGGUUUGAGCUUGGGUGCUGUUGCUGCUGUUGUUGGUCUUGGUAUGGCUGCUUUGUAGGCCGACCUUGGCUUGGAUAGACGUUUGGAUUUGCUUUGAGUCUGUCUGUCUAGAAAACAUAAUGGUGGUAGUGGAGUGCAUUGGUUGAAAAGGUUGUAAAAUAUAGAAGUCUCCUUGCACUUGUUUCUUUUCUUCUUGUUGUUGGAUUAUAUCCUUCCUAUUUCUUUGCUUC
This is a messenger RNA of Periconia digitata, 755 nucleotides long. The record is from the annotation of a GenBank genome assembly. Lineage: Eukaryota; Fungi; Ascomycota; Dothideomycetes; Pleosporales; Periconiaceae.